AUGACCACCGUGACCAGUCCCGCUCCGUGCCAGCUGCCCAACCCACCGCCCAAGCCCUCCAUCCGGGAUGUGGUCCCUGUCACCCUGCGCUUGGAGUACAAGGGUCGUCGCAUCGCGGACAAGUUCCUGUGGAACAGCGGGGAGGAGCAGGCCGUGGUGGCGGAGUUUGCCCGCACUUUUUGCCAGGACCACGGCUUGUUCGCCUGCCACGCACCCACGCUGGCCGCAGAGCUUUCCCGGCAGGUGAGGGCGUGGCUGGUAGCCCUCCCCCCCGCCAGCACGGAGCAUGAGCCGGCCCCGGCCCCCGACCUGCAAACCAUCAGGCUAGACUGCAUCGUGGGCAACGUCCGGCUGCAGGACCGGUUCCAGUGGGACGUCUCGCGCAUCGAUCCCCAGGGCCCCGAGAUCUUCGCGCAGGGCCUGUGCCGCGAUCUGGGCCUGCAUGGCCCCUGGCCCAUCGAGGUGGCCAUCGCGGUCCGCCACCAAUUGGCGCUGCUGGCGCGCCAGGGGGCGGCCGCCGCGGUGGGAGGCGAGGGCAAUGUGCGGACGGCGGGCGGCGGGGGAGCGGCGAGCGGCGGGGAGGCGGCGAGCGGCACCACCCCACCCCACGUCGAGCACGAGGAGCCGGGGGAGUGGGGCCCGCGCGUGACGGUGCUGACGCGGGAGGAGCUGGCGGCGCUGAUCUCGGCCCGGAGCGAGGCGAGCCGGGGGGCCGGCGCCUCGGCCACGGCAUCGGACGGCUCGAGGCGGGGCCCUGGCCAGAGCCAGGGCCAGGCGUCGCCGGGGCAGGAAGGCCCGUCCCUGGGCGCGUCCCCCGCGCUCAGCGGGCGCCAGCUGCGCAAGCGUCACCACAUGUAG
Molecule: messenger RNA, 858 nt
Organism: Auxenochlorella protothecoides
Lineage: Eukaryota; Viridiplantae; Chlorophyta; Trebouxiophyceae; Chlorellales; Chlorellaceae
Product: SWI/SNF-related matrix-associated actin-dependent regulator of chromatin subfamily B member 1-A
Exons: 3
Coding region: 1-858 (285 amino acids)
Biological process (GO): chromatin remodeling
Cellular component (GO): nuclear chromosome
Source: RefSeq, a predicted model, not a curated record